AUGAGUACCAAGGCGACUGGGCCCGAUGCUCUUGGAGGUGGCGAGCAAUAUUCGAACCUCAAAACCGAAAUUCACAAUGACACUUCAAAAGAGACAGUUCUAUCCACAGAAUUGAAGCCAGACGGCUCUGGUCCGCUUUCCGAUCCAGAAGGUGAUGGUGGAUAUAGAGAACAGAUAAUUCUGAAAAACGGCCAGGAACACCUCAUUUCGUGGACCUUAGAUGAGCAACGGCGUGUUGUUCGCAAGGCUGAUCUUCUGUUCCUUCCCAUUUUCACGGUUAUGUUCACAUGGAUGGCCAUUGACCGAACUAAUGUAUCUGGUGUCCUUUCCUCCACCUUUCUCCAGGACACCAAUAUAUCUCGGGACCAGGCUAACACUGGUGUCUCCUUGCUAUGGCUGGGUAUCGUCCUUCUUGAGAUCCCUUCCAACAUCGUCCUUCAUCGGAUCGGUGCCCACUACUGGAUUCCUUUCCAGGUCAUCCUCUGGGGGAUUAUCGAAGUUCUUCAGAUGUUUGUCACGAAUGCCGGCGGCUGGAUAUUCAUUAUUUGUGGGGUCUCGACCAUCGCUACUGGGGUGCUUGGUCUUAUCACCAUCCCUAAAUCCCCGUACCAUACUAAUCGCCUACUUGCUGGGCUAAUUCCUAGCCGCGGCUGGCUUUCAGACCGUGAAGCCGAUGUGUUCACAGCUCGGCUAGCUAAGGCCAACGACAAGAAUCAAGACGCUACACUCCAUAUCAAAUUUGCGGACAUUCGGGAUGUGUUCACUGAUUGGAGGCUCUGGCCACAUCUUGUGAAUCUACCUGUUAACUCGAAGACAUCAUGGUCCUUUUAUGCAGCCUACUUUGUUGCCACGGCUGCCCCUGGCUGGCAGUCAAUCAAUGUUACUUGGUUGGCACUCAACGCCAAGACACCACAGAAACGUGCCAUCUCAUAUGCUGUUUACAUUGCCUGCUCAAACCUUGGAGGGACGUAUGGUAAUCAGUUCUUUCGAGGUGAUGACGCUCCGCUGUACAAACGGGCCUGGGCUGCUUGCAUCUCUCUCGCUGUCAUUUGGCUUGUCGCUGUUUCAUUUCAAACGACAGCUCUAAAGUUUGCCAACCGGCGAUGGGCGAAUCAGAAUUCUGAUUCCCACGACGAGAACACAGAGAGUGAUGCUAGGUACACGGAUCGCGGUGGCCGAAAGCACUUAAACUACUGGUAG
Clonostachys rhizophaga is the source of this 1200-nucleotide messenger RNA. Lineage: Eukaryota; Fungi; Ascomycota; Sordariomycetes; Hypocreales; Bionectriaceae. The record is from the annotation of a GenBank genome assembly.